GUAAACUUUGAUAAAGAAAAUCAAAGUCUAAAUUUAUUUGAUAAAAGAAUAACAAAGUAUAUGGAUUUCUCCUUAUGACGAAAGAUAAAACGUACACCACAGUCGACAAGGAAAGCAUAUUACCAGGUUGUAUUAUAUUAAUAUGGCAUUUCCCCUAACCAGAAGGCAAGCACAAGUGCCUAAACCAUGUGAAUUAUGUGAAACAGACACACACAUUAAAUGGAAAUGUGUGCAAUGCAACAAACUUAUGUGUGAUAAAUGUAAGAACAUUCAUUUAAAAUUUCAAACUCUAAUCAGACAUGAUAUUGUUGAUGCCUUUAAUUCAGUAGGGGGAAAAGACAUAGAGCACCGCAUAAUCACCGACAAUAUUCCAUGCGAGAGCCACAAGAAGUUCAACUGCAUGUUCUGUAGAACAUGUGACCGCUUCGUUUGUGCAGACUGUAUAACUGCCUUCCAUAAAACACACGAUCUUGAUUCUAUUGACACAGUGUGUGAUGAAAGAAAGCAGAAUCUAAAACAACUCAGAUCGAGAUUGUUUGAAAAGCUAGCACGUUUUGAAACUGAAGAAAAACAAAUCCAGGAUUUAAAAACCAAACACAACAAUUUUCUUGCUGAAUCAGUUGAAAAAAUUAACCAACAUGAGCAGCUGAUAAAAGUUGAAGUUAGUAAACAUGCAAAUGAACUCAGAAAACAAAUUGAAAAUGAAAGAUUAAGGAUAGAAAAUUUGAUGCUUAAAAAAGAAAAUCAAUGUGAAAAAAUGAAGGAAAAUUUGCUACAAAAACAAAGCGAUAUACAAGAAGUAUUAGAGUCAAGGCAAGCAGUUAAAGUUUUUACUGCUCAAAAAGAAUUUUGCACCAGCGAAGAUUCAGAUGCCCACUUCGAGACACUUCCUGAUGAAACAAAAUAUUUUAUUCCUCAGAUGGAUAAUUUGAAGAAUAUCUCCUACUUAUUCGGAUCACUUCAAAAGACAAACCUACCAAAGGGAUCGCCACAAAUUACUUUUGAAGUGAUCAAGAGCUAUACUACAAAUUUGAACACCGUAGAAAAAGUAUUAAUACUUGAUGACAAGACAGUUUGGAUUUCAAAUCGUGUGUCCUCUUGUUUACGUAAAAUAAACUAUGAUCUAACAAUCAAAACUUUAAAAGAUAUUUCUGUUCAGGUUUAUGACAUGGCACGGAAAAGUAAUAAUGAUAUUUUUCUGUCUUUGCAUGACAGUACUAACGUCUGUCUGUUAACAACAAAGAAAGGAACAAUUAAACCUUUCAUAUCUGUGUCACCACUGAUAACAUGUGGUAUACAUGUCACAAAACACAAUGAGAUUAUACUUGGUGUGAAAGAUGUGGACUCAUGCAAAGUAACCGACAAAAGUUGUAGAAAAAUUAUAAUCUUUGGAAUGAAUGGGAAACAAAAACAGUCUUAUGAAUAUGACAAAGAUAAACAUAGACUAUUUACUAUUCCUGUUAGAAUCACAACCAAUGUUAACAAUGAUAUAAUUGUUAUAGAUAGAAUAUCUGUUAAGGAUUGGAAGGUAGUUGCUAUAGACAAGGAGGGACAAGUAAAAUGGGCAUAUCAAGGAAAUCCACAAGUCAAUAGCGAUAAGCCAUUUCAUCCUACAGAUAUACUAACGACAUCAGAAGGACAUGUUCUAGUUAAUGAUUUUAUAACCAAUACAUUACACGUCUUAUCUGGAGAUGGAGAUAUACUGACAUUUCAUGCUAUGAAGGAUCAGGGAAUAUUUCAUCAAUACUCAAUGGAUAUUGAUUCAAAGGGACAGCUAUGGGUGGGAUGUCAUUCAGGGAGCGAACAGCGAUCAGAUGCUAGACUACAUGUUGUCAAGAUGGGUUUUUAAUCCAAGUUAGACACAAUAAA
Messenger RNA from Mytilus trossulus (common blue mussel), 1869 nucleotides. RefSeq lists its product as uncharacterized. Gene Ontology annotation, molecular function: zinc ion binding. Lineage: Eukaryota; Metazoa; Mollusca; Bivalvia; Mytilida; Mytilidae. The record is from RefSeq and is a predicted model, not a curated record. The transcript has 2 exons. Bases 143 to 1849 code for a protein of 568 amino acids.